This is a messenger RNA of Falco peregrinus (peregrine falcon), 757 nucleotides long. Its product is annotated as histone H1.10. NCBI's taxonomy places the organism in Eukaryota, Metazoa, Chordata, Aves, Falconiformes, Falconidae. The record is from RefSeq and is a predicted model, not a curated record. Gene Ontology annotation, molecular function: structural constituent of chromatin; DNA binding. Gene Ontology annotation, cellular component: nucleosome. Bases 11 to 691 code for a protein of 226 amino acids. The transcript has a single exon. Gene Ontology annotation, biological process: nucleosome assembly.
UAGAGGUGCCAUGUCUGAGACCGCUCCCGUUGCCGCGCCCGAUGUGGCUGCCGCCGCUCCGGCCCCGGCCAAGCCUGCCGCCGCCAAGAAGCCGAAGAAGGCGGCGGGCGGCUCCAAGGCCCGCAAGCCCGCGGGCCCCAGCGUCACCGAGCUGAUCACCAAGGCCGUGUCCGCCUCCAAGGAGCGCAAGGGGCUCUCCCUCGCCGCGCUCAAGAAGGCGCUGGCCGCCGGCGGCUACGAUGUGGAGAAGAGCAACAGCCGCAUCAAGCUGGGGCUCAAGAGCCUCGUCAACAAGGGCACCCUGGUGCAGACCAAGGGCACCGGCGCCUCGGGCUCCUUCCGCCUCAACAAGAAGCCUGGCGAAGUGAAGGAAAAAGCCCCCAAGAAGCGGGCCGCCGCGGCCAAGCCCAGGAAGCCGGCUGCCAAGAAGCCCGCCAGCGCCGCUAAGAAGCCCAAGAAGGCGGUGACAGCAAAAAAGAGCCCCAAGAAAGCCAAGAAGCCGGCAGCUGCCGCGGCCAAGAAAGCGGCCAAGAGCCCUAAGAAGGCGACUAAGGCUGCUAAGCCGAAAAAGGCGGCGGCAGCCGCGAAGAGCCCGGCCAAAGCGAAGGCGGUGAAGCCCAAAGCAGCCAAGCCCAAGGCGGCCAAGCCGAAAGCGGCUAAGGCGAAGAAGGCGACCCCAAAGAAAAAAUAAAUGGUGCUGAAAAAAUCCCGUCUGUCUUGCAGAUAAACCCAACGGCUCUUCUAAGAGCCACCCAAA